Messenger RNA from Plasmodium malariae, 2697 nucleotides. Its product is annotated as conserved Plasmodium protein, unknown function. The transcript has 2 exons. The record is from RefSeq and is a predicted model, not a curated record. Lineage: Eukaryota; Apicomplexa; Aconoidasida; Haemosporida; Plasmodiidae. Bases 1 to 2697 code for a protein of 898 amino acids.
AUGAAAUGUAUAGCAAAAGAUGAAAAAAAAAUGCCCGUAAAAAGUGCAUUCCUAAAAAGUUUACACUGCCUAAAAUUCAAAAAAGUUAGAGCCUUGGAUAAAAUAAAAGGGUGCAUUUCUACGAAGAAGGUGUCUUACUCUAGCCAGAAGAAUGAGAAUGGUAACAACAAACAUAAUAAAUAUAAAAAUGAGGAUAAAAAUCAAACAGUAGAAAUAAAUUACAAAAAAAAAAAAAAAAAUGAUAACAAUUAUGUGCCUAAUUCCAUUGAACAAGAUGGUAUGAAAAAUAUACCCAUCGAUUUUAUGAAAAUAAAUGAAGUAAAGGAGUCCAAUUUUUUCCCGAAUUUUGUGUUAACCAUUUUGACAAAAAAAAAUUCUGAAGAAACCAAGAAGAGAUAUAUAAAUCAGUAUAAGAAAUAUUUAGAUCAGUAUUUCCAAACAAAUGAUACAGAAAACAUUUUAUGUGAAAAAAAAAGAUUGACGUUUGUUGACAUCUUUGUAACCCUUUAUUUAUGUUAUGUAGAAAAAAUUUUUGACUUGGAUUUUUUAACAAAAUUAAAUAAAGAAUUUGAUAAAUUAUUUCAUGCUCAAAAUGAAAAAGAUAUAUUAACUAAAGUGAGUAUAAAUUAUUUUAUGAUGAUUUUUUAUUAUUUUUCCAUUUUAAAUAUUGAAAAUGUAACGUUGUAUAAAAGUAUAAAAGAUUAUAUUAUUAAUACAGAUAUAGAACCAAUAAUUAUUUACAAAUAUUUGGAAUGUAUUAGUCUAAUCAAAAAUAUAGAUGAUAAUACAACUAGUGCCAAUGUGUGUGGUGAUCAUAUUAUGCCCAUAAUUCAAAUUUUUACCGAAAAUUUUUUCCAUUUUAAUAAUUACCUUAUUUUGAAUAUUUUACAUUUCUUACAUAAUUUAAAUGUUGUUGAUAAAGAUCUCUUCUUACUGUUAACUAGAAAAUUAAACAAAAAUGUAUAUAAUCAAAAUGCAAAUCGCUAUGAAUUAUGCAUGCUGGCGCGUACGUACGCAUUGUACAAAAAGGAAAACAUUACAUUCAAUAGCUAUUUGUAUGAAGACUUAAUGAAAAGUAUAACCAAGUAUGAAGACGAUUUUCAAAACGAUAACCAGGAAAUAUUAGACCAAAAGGAGUCAGAAAAUUUGCAGGACUACGUAGGUUUCAGCAACGAUAGAAGCAGCGAUAGAAGUAGCGAUAGAAGUAGCGAUAGAAGUAGCGAUAGAAGCAACGAUAGAAGCAACGAUAGAAGCAACGAUAGAAGCAACGAUAGAAGCAGUUAUGGGGGGAGGGAACACCUCGAAAAUAAGGGCCAAGAGAAAGGGGACCAGGAGGAACCCCCUCGAGUGAACAACCAACACGUUCUCGAAAUUGAAAACAUCAAUAGAGAUAAUUACGUUAUAUUUAAAAAUACACUAUAUAAUGAAGGUUUGGGUUUUUAUUCCUUUUUUAUAAACGCAAAAACUACGAAUAAAGAGUUAUUUAAGAAGAAGGACAAAUUAAAUAUUAGUUUUAGAAUGUCUAGAACGGAAGAGAAGGAAAAAAGUUAUUCACACAUCUCCCAAUGGUACAGAACUUUUAUUUGUGAUGAAUAUAAAAAGAAGGAUAUAAAAAAUGAGAACUUCAUUAAUUUUGACAACAAAAGCUAUGACAAGAAAAUGGAUGAAACGAAUGAAGUGAGCGAAAUGGAUGAAAUAAUUCGAACGUAUAACUAUUUUUUAAAAGAGAAUUUACAGUAUGAGUACAGCUAUGGGAAGCUUAUAGAUAUAGUGAGAAAUGUAAGUGAGCAAUUAGAUCAGGUAAAAAUUGAUAUAAACAAAUUUGCAGAUGUAAGUGUAAACGAUUAUAACGAGACUUUUCUUACAUAUAAAAAUAAAUUAUUAUUUAUUGAUAAUUAUUACAUUGGUCAUAUAUUUUACAUAAUUGAUUCAAUGUUAACAUUGAAUGUACAUCAUAAUUGUACAUAUUUUGAUAAACUGGAAAAUAAAAUUCUUAGCUUAAUAAAAAAUAAUGAAAAUUAUAUAAUUGACAAUUUUGAUAGUAAUGAAAUAAAAAGUGUUCUAAUUUUUUUAGCACACAGAAAUAGGUAUUAUAAAGAAUCCUUUAUUUAUUGUCUAACGCACAGAAUCGUUGAUUUGUAUCUUAACAAUCUUUGUAAACCGAAAAUAUUGGCAGCGUAUUUUCAUAAUUUAUUAUAUUUUACUAAGAGAAGAAUUACCAAGAAAAAUAAAUUUAACCAUACCAUAAGGAAUGUUAUAUAUAAUAGUUUUUCUUGGUUAAAUAAUAAUAAAAAUCCAUUCAAGGAAGAGAAUAAUAGUAUGUCAACUUCAGAACAAAAAAAAGAAAUAGUAAGUAUAUACAAUAAUAUUAAGGUAAAAAAUUAUUCUGUUUUACAGGUCUUAUCUAUAUAUAUUUGUAAAAAUGUAUAUUUUAUGAGUCUCUCAACUUUAGCUUCCCUGCUAAGAUCUCUUUCUUAUUUAUCAUUUGGUGAUAUUAAUUUUUAUAAUGUUUUUAUACCAUUAUUUAUGAAGCAUAUGGAAAAUUUAAAAAAUGUUGACAUUUUGAACAUAACCCAGGCAUUCAACAAACAAAAAAUUAAAAACAAAUAUUUUUUCUAUAUGUUAUCAAAGCGAUAUCAACAAAAUAAUGCCAGCAAAACUAUGAGAUCAGACUUUGAAAUUAAGCUAAUUGGAUAG